This is a messenger RNA of Rhodofomes roseus, 1964 nucleotides long. RefSeq names its product MFS general substrate transporter. Gene Ontology annotation, molecular function: transmembrane transporter activity. Lineage: Eukaryota; Fungi; Basidiomycota; Agaricomycetes; Polyporales; Fomitopsidaceae. The record is from RefSeq and is a predicted model, not a curated record. The transcript has 12 exons. Gene Ontology annotation, biological process: transmembrane transport. The coding region runs from base 217 to 1815 and encodes 532 amino acids. Gene Ontology annotation, cellular component: membrane.
CCCAAGGCGGUCCCUUCACUCGCAUGGGCUCCAUCAUCGUAGAAUAACUGUCGAUCCGCCUUCUCAGAUCUCUUCUCUGUCAAGGCCGCGUGGAGAUGCUCCUCAUCUUACCCGAGGCCCUCAUAAACGCACGAGGUGGAGCUGCUCCGGGAGCCUCGCGCAACCCGCUAUCUCUCUCUUUUCUUGGGUUCUCUGCGCGAAUAGGUGCACACGACCAUGGACGCUUCACGAACAAGAACGUCCUCCGACGAGAAGGUCAGUGCCGAGGAGAAGUAUGCUGCGGUCGACGAGGCAGGCGUGCUAUCGGCACACAUAGACCCGCGCGAUCUGUACAACGAGGAGGACUCUGGCGUCGAUCCGGUGUACCAGGCGAAGGCGAAGAUCCUGAAUGAAGCAUUCAUGGAGAUUGGUAUGGGCAGAUACCAGUGGUGGCUUUUCUUAAUCACAGGAUUCGGGUGGUUUGCCGACAACCUCUACCCUAUCGUGACAGGCCUAAUUCUCACCGCUGUCUCGAACGAGUUCAACUUUCCCAGUCCAUUUUUGAAGCUUGGCCAGAGUCUCGGUCUGCUUGUAGGCUGCGUGUUCUGGGGUGUGGCCUCGGACGUAUGGGGACGGCGAUGGUGUUUCAACUUCACGCUCCUCAUCACGGGCAUAUUCUCGGUAGCUGCUGGGGCAUCGCCGAACAAAAUCGCGUUGUGUGGCAUGGCCGCAGCGUGGAGCGUUGGUGUCGGCGGCAACCUGCCCGUCGACUCAGCUGUUUUCUUAGAGUUCAUCCCCGCCUCGCACCAGUAUCUCCUUACGGUCCUCUCCAUCUGGUGGGCCGUAGGCCAGCUCGUCGGCAGCCUCGUCGCCUGGCCACUCCUCACCGACUUCUCCUGCGCCUCCGCUGCCGACUGCCCACGGAGCUCGAACAUGGGCUGGCGGUACUUCCUCUACAGCAUGGGCGGGCUGAUGCUCCUCUGCUGGUUCCUCCGCUUCAUGUUCCACCUGCACGAGAGCCCAAAGUACCUGAUGGGCCGGGGGCGCGACGCGGAGGCCGUCAAGAUCAUGCAGGCGAUCGCCGAGUACAAUGGACGGACGUGUCAUUUGACGUUAGAGAUGUUGGAGAAUGCGGGAACGGUGGAUGACAGGAGCGGGGUGAAGCGCACUUUGGAUACGAGUGCGAAGGCGGCGGUGGUGAGGAAGCUGAAGAUGUUGAGUGGGGAACAUCUGCGGAGCUUGUUUGCGACGAAGAAGCUGGCGUGGUCGACGAGUCUGUUGAUUGCUAUCUGGGCGCUGAUUGGGCUCGCCUUCCCAUUAUACAACGGAUUUAUCGUUUACUUCUUGCAGACGCGAGGAACUGACUUCGGCGACGGUUCGCUCUACAUAACGUAUCGCAACCAAGUAAUUUUAAGCGCAGUGGGGCUACCUGGGGCUCUCCUCGCAGGAUGGAUGGUGGAACUCCCAUACCUGGGCCGAAGGGGGACGAUGGGCAUCUCGACAGUCAUCACCGGUGUAUUCCUAUUCGCGGCAACCACCGCACGUACGUCGAACGCCCUACUCGCCUGGAACAGCGCGUACACAUUCACGAGCAACGUGAUGUACGGCGUAUUGUACGCCGUCUCCCCGGAGCUGUUCCCUACACGAGAUCGCGGGACAGGAAACGCACUUGUUGCCGCUGCAAAUCGCAUCACGGGUGUUGCUGCACCCAUCGUUGCCUUAUAUGCGAAUCUCGCGACUUCCGUUCCAAUAUACGUCGCCGGUGCAAUGUUCAUCGCGGCCGGUAUUCUGUCGUUCCUUCUACCGUACGACCCGAGAGGAAAGGCGUCGAUAUAGUGCCUGUACUAUUGUAGACUCGAAGACUGGGGCGCGUGUACGAGUGAAAAGCCUCGGACCCGCUUCGCAUAUGCAGCGUAGAGACAGGCCAGGAUGGUCCGCCAAUAUACCGCAACCUUGGCUCGUGGGUGUCUCCCCCGAACCAACAU